This is a messenger RNA of Fibroporia radiculosa, 1434 nucleotides long. RefSeq lists its product as uncharacterized. Lineage: Eukaryota; Fungi; Basidiomycota; Agaricomycetes; Polyporales; Fibroporiaceae. Bases 1 to 1434 code for a protein of 477 amino acids. The transcript has 8 exons. Gene Ontology annotation, biological process: post-translational protein targeting to membrane, translocation; SRP-dependent cotranslational protein targeting to membrane, translocation. Gene Ontology annotation, molecular function: ribosome binding; signal sequence receptor activity; transmembrane protein transporter activity. The record is from RefSeq and is a predicted model, not a curated record. Gene Ontology annotation, cellular component: membrane; Sec61 translocon complex.
AUGAGCGGAUUCCGGUUUUUGAACCUCGUCCGGCCAUUCCUCCCCAUCCUGCCCGAAGUCUCCUCGCCCGACCGGAAAGUUCCGUUCAACCAAAAGGUGCUAUGGACGGCCGUGACCCUGCUCAUCUUCUUGGUUUGCUCGCAGGUGCCGCUCUACGGCAUCAUGUCGUCCGACUCGUCUGACCCGCUGUACUGGAUGCGCGUCAUCCUCGCAUCGAAUCGUGGGACACUCAUGGAGCUCGGUAUCACCCCCAUUGUCACUUCCGGAAUGAUCAUGCAACUAUUGGCUGGCGCGAACUUGAUUGAGGUCGACUUUUCGCUGAAGGAAGACCGUGCGCUGUUCAGUGGGGCACAAAAGCUGUUCGCUCUCAUCAUCUCGCUGGGCCAAGCAACCGUAUACGUCCUUACAGGUCUCUACGGUCAACCUGGUGACAUUGGCGCUGGUGUCUGUCUGCUCUUAAUUAUUCAGCUGAUCUCCGCGUCCUUGAUUGUCAUCCUCCUUGAUGAACUCCUCCAGAAGGGCUAUGGUCUCGGUUCCGGAAUCUCGUUGUUCAUCGCCACCAACAUCUGCGAAUCCAUCGUCUGGAAAGCAUUCUCGCCCACGACUGUCAAUACUGGCCGUGGCCCUGAGUUCGAAGGUGCUGUUGUGUCACUGUUCCACCUUCUAUUCACUUGGAACGACAAGGGUCGUGCACUCCGCGAGGCGUUCUGGCGGGAGCGUCUCCCUAACAUCAUGAAUCUCAUUGCAACGGUCGUCGUAUUUGCUGUCGUCAUCUACCUGCAGGGCUUCCGUAUCGAAAUCCCAGUCAAGUCGAACAGGUUCAGGGGCCAGCGUGGAUCGUACCCCGUGAAGCUGUUCUACACGUCGAACAUGCCUAUCAUGUUGGAGUCUGCUUUGACUUCGAACGUCUUUAUGAUCUCGCAAAUGCUCUCUUCGCGCUUCCCCAGCAACAUUCUUGUCAAACUGCUGGGGGUGUGGGAGCCUAUGGAAGAUUCCCCUCAGCUUGCAGCAGUGUCUGGUAUCGCAUAUUACAUGUCCCCACCUCACACUCUGAAGGCUGCCCUGCUCGACCCCAUCCACACGGUUCUCUACGUCGCAUUCAUUGUCACUGCUUGCGCCAUUUUCUCCAAGACAUGGAUAGAAGUAUCGGGAAGUGGCCCGCGCGACAUUGCGAAGCAGCUCAAGGAUCAGCAGAUGGUCAUGGCUGGUCACCGUGAGGGCUCAAUGUACAAAGAAUUGAAGCGCGUCGUCCCCACGGCUGCUGCACUUGGUGGAGCGAUGUUGGGUCUGUUAUCCGUUGCAGCAGACUUGAUGGGUGCAAUCGGCAGUGGAACGGGUAUCCUCAUGGCCGUCACUAUCAUCUACAGCUACUGGGAAAUCGGCAUGAGGGAAGCGGGUGGUCCCGAGAUGGCAGCCCUCGGCGAUCUGCUAUGA